ACCAAUGUUCACAGCUGUGCACCUACCAAGUGAUAACACCAUAGAUGCCACAUUGUUGAUUAUCAUUGUAGUAGCAGCUGUGAUAGUAUCUAUAGCUAUUGUGGUUUCUAUAACACUGUGUAUUGUGAGAUGUAACAAUGUGAGAAAUAGCUCAUCUGAAAGAACAGCAGAAGAGAAACAGGCAUACCAAUGUCGCAAUGAGAUGAGACAGUUGAUCUAUCAAGGUAACAACAGUGUACCUGUGAUGUCAGGUAAUCGAGGAGAGACAUCAGACAGAUAUGGUCAUUCGAGGAGCCAUUACUAUCCAGAAGAUUGGAAGACAUCGACAAUGAACAGAAGUCUUCAGAAGUCUACAAAGCAGAAAUACAGUCAACCCAUUGAGGUGACAUCUUAUGGAGACAACAGACCAUCUUCUAACUAUCCCACUGACACAUUGACCAGUCGUAAGAGUAGUGGACAGUGCUGGAGUGAGCGGUCAAGUAGACAGUAUGAAGAAAUACCAGCAAUGUCAGGAAUCUAUGGUGGUGCCCCACCUGAUGUAUCAAGCACCAUUGAGAGAGACCAUUACCAAGACAGAUAUGUGAAACCUCCAGAGAGACAGUUACCUUCAACACCAGAUGUUGUUGUCAGUUAAGUGAGACUGAGAAGUUGACACAACAGAAAUAAUAUCACCCUUCAACAUUCACACAACAUUUAAAACAACAGAAAUAUAUUAGUUAAUUAAUAAAAUUACCUCCAUAUGACUGAAUAUCUUUGUAUGUGUUUGAAAGACUAUUCAUUUUAUAUAUGCUUUGGAAAAGUUUGCACAAAUGUAAAGCAAAGGAGGAGCUUUAGACAUGAAUUAUAAAAUCUUGCAGUUAGAUAAGGCAAAGUUACGGGAAGAUAAGAAAUUAUAGUCAGAGAUUUUUCUUGGUGCAAUACAAUUUAAUACUGAAAAUGUAAAUUGAAUUUUACUUUACAUACAUAAUUAGAAAAUAAAUAAAUAAAUUGUUAAGAUUUGAGAAAAUAUAUUUCACAGGGUUUCAAUAUCACCUUUAAAUUUCCCAUUUAUAUAUCCUGAUAGAGUUAGUUUAGAAUUAGGUCAAACACACACUAUUAUUGUCAAUAUUGUAUUUGCAUUUUGAAUUACACACACACAUUAACAACGUCAACCAUAUUUUGUUAAUAUAACCUCUCUGUUCUAAGUAUUUCUAUGUCAGUCUCCCUCCACAUCAGACAUGUUGGUGUUAUAUAGACUUAUCAUGGCUGACUGUUAGUGGAGCUGUGUUCUCUCUCUUUCUGUCUUUUCUGUGAGGUGAAACUUAACAUCUAAUCUGAGUGAGGCUGGAGUAAGCAUCACUCAUCUCUCACUUAUGCACAUACACACUAAAUAUCACCCUUCCACAAAGGAAGACUGAGAGGAACUGCUGGUUCCCCACUGACUCACCACCAACACUAUUCCAUCAACAUGAAGCCAUUGUCACACCAUAGCAGCAGUGACACAGACAACCAUUAACAACAGAACAUUGGGACCAAGUCACAGUUUAUACAACAAAGGAUUUUACACAAUGAAGAUUGAAUAUUUUAAGUAAUUUUUCCCUUGGACACUGUGCAAACGUCAACAACAGAAAUGUUGCUAUUUCUAGUUGUGUUACUGACUUUUUCUCAUUGUUAUUCAAGUGAAGAUAUCACAUACCAUGUUAAAGAAGAGAAUAGUCCCUAUACUUAUGUAGGGGACAUUGCUACUGACUUACAGAAAUCAGAUAGCUCCUUUUUAAAGAACAAGGAUUUAAUUACAUUUAGUCAACUCCAACAAAAGGGAGAACAGUUGUUCAAUGUGACGAAAACAGGGAAACUGUACACUGUUCAGACAUUGGAUGCUGAGUCUGUGUGUAGUUAUGAGAAAGAAUGUUUUGAAAUCGUUAAAGUUGCUGUUCACAAAUCCAAGACAUUUAUGAAGAUCUUAAAGAUUAAAGUCAUAAUAGAAGACAUAAAUGAUCACCAACCUGAGUUUCCUGAGAAAGAAAUUAAUAUACAAUUUGAAGAAGAAUAUGGGAAAGGAAAAAAAAAUCCUGUACCUAAUGCUAUUGACAAAGAUAUAGGUUAUCAAAACAGUUUAAUUAAAUAUGAGUUACAUGGUGAUAAAGCACUAUUUUCAUUAUCUGUCUCUAAACAAGCUGAUGGAUUAUCAACCUUAAGAAUCAUUUUAGAAGAUAAAUUAGACAGAGAAAAAAAAGACGACUACAAUAUCGAAGUCAUUGCUAAAGAUGGGGGAACUCCACCAAAGGAGUCUGUUUUAAAUGUUAAAAUAUCUGUAAAAGAUGAAAAUGAUAAUGCACCACAAUUUUCUCAAAGUAUCUACAACGUCUCAAUUGAACAUAAACACAAAAAGAAUAUUCCAGUAGUCACAUUAUCUGCCA
Octopus bimaculoides (California two-spot octopus) is the source of this 2399-nucleotide messenger RNA. RefSeq names its product cadherin-related tumor suppressor. Gene Ontology annotation, cellular component: plasma membrane. Gene Ontology annotation, biological process: homophilic cell-cell adhesion. Gene Ontology annotation, molecular function: calcium ion binding. The record is from RefSeq and is a predicted model, not a curated record. NCBI's taxonomy places the organism in Eukaryota, Metazoa, Mollusca, Cephalopoda, Octopoda, Octopodidae.